UCCGGCCGCGCGCCGCCGCCAGACCGCAUCCGACAGGUGAAGCCCUUAAAGGGCCCGCGGCCCGCUGCUGCCCCCCUGCGCCGGCGGGCCGGGCCGGGCCGGGGCCGCGCCGCAUCGCCGCCCGCGGGGCCCGGCCGCGACCCGCCUUCGCCUUUCCCCCCGGCCCGGCCCCCGCGGGCAGCGCGGCCGGGCUCCCCUCCCCUCCCCUCCCCUCCCCUCCCCUCCGCCCGCCCCAGCGGCGGCGGGGCCCGGCGCGCCGCGACCGCUGCCGGGGGCCGCCCGCCGCCGCCGCCCGCCCGCGGAGCCAUGUGGCGGCGGCGCCGCGCGGCGGGGGCCGGCGGGGCUGCAGCAUGAGCGGCCCCUGCCUGGGGCUGCGCAGGGCCUGCGUGCUGCUCUCCGUGACCGCAGCCGCCCUGCUGCUGCUGCUGCUGCCGCGGGCGCGGCCCCCCGCGGCGCCCCGCCGCCGCCCGCCGCCCGCCGCCGCGCCCGGCCCGUCGCCGCCCGCCGCGGGGCCGCGGGGCGGCGGCAGCGGGGCGGCCGGGCGCCGCGGGGGUCAGUGGCGGGGGCGCCUGGCCCGCUCCCCGCCGGCGCCGCGGGGGGGCGGCCCCGCCGGAGAGGGCCUGGAGCUGGAGGACAUCUUCAUCGCGGUGAAGACGACGAGGAAGUACCACAGGUCGCGGCUGGACUUGCUGCUCCAGACGUGGAUCUCCCGGGCCAGGGGGCAGACAUUUAUAUUCACCGACUGGGAGGAUCGGGAACUACGCCUAAAAGCAGGAGAUCACAUGAUCAACACCAACUGCUCUGCUGUCCACACCCGGCAAGCUCUCUGCUGCAAGAUGUCUGUGGAAUAUGAUAAAUUCCUAGAAUCUGGGCAAAAAUGGUUUUGCCAUGUGGACGAUGAUAACUAUGUGAAUCCACGGACUCUCCUGCGUCUCUUAUCUGCCUUCUCGCACAGCCAGGAUGUUUAUGUUGGGCGACCAAGCCUGGAUCACCCCAUUGAAGCAGCUGACCAUGUUCAAAGUGAUGGAUCAACAACUGUGAAAUUCUGGUUUGCCACCGGUGGAGCAGGGUUCUGUAUCAGCAGAGGUCUUGCCCUGAAGAUGAGUCCCUGGGCCAGCCUAGGUAAUUUCAUCAGUACUGCAGAAAGAGUGCGUCUUCCCGAUGACUGCACUAUUGGCUACAUCAUCGAAGGGCUACUGGAGGUGAAGCUGCUGCACAGCCCGUUAUUCCAUUCACAUCUGGAAAAUCUGCAGAGACUACAAGGCGAGUCUGUGCUGCAACAGGUAACCCUAAGUUAUGGGGACCCUGAGAACAAACACAAUGUUGUGAGUGUGGGAGGAGUGUUUGGCCUGCAGCAAGAUCCAACCCGAUUUAAAUCUGUCCACUGUCUUCUCUAUCCUGACACUAUUUGGUGCCCCACUAAGAAGAUAUCUUAAUCUUUGACCAAUUGUUGGCACUUGUAUCUUACCUACUUGCUUGAGACAGGAGUUGUGAUGAAUUUCUUUUUGUCCCCCUCUGGGGGGGGGGACGGGACAGACAGAAAUACCUACAAAGGAGGGAGACGGACUGUAUUUACAAAAGCAAGACUUUGAUCAGAAAAUGAUGGCAAGAAGGUGUGGUUUGUUCACCUGCUGCCUGGGACAUUUCAGAGAAAAUCUUUUUUCUACUCCUUGCUCUUUGGUCCCUGUAUCUAUCGUGUGAAUCUGUACACAGAUACACAUACUUAGAAUGACAGCAUUGUUACUACUGUUAUGGGCUUUUAGAGGCAGUUGUCUUAAAGCUGGAGUGUUGUAGCAGACUGUAGUCCCCAUGGUGACGAGAGGUGUAGGGGAAGAAUUUUCACUCGUCUUUCUUGGGAACAGAAUUAUGUAAGAGCUUCUGUGGCCUGAUGUAUUAAAUUGUCUCUGCCUGUGGGCCAGAACAGGGUCUGUUUGUAAACACCAGGAAUCCUAGGAUUGCUGGGGUAAACAAGGCUGAAAGCCUUUGCCAUGGAGAAACCCUGUGUAAGAGUAAGCUGGCUCAGGACCACAUAGGAAUUGCUUACAGUGCGUGUUCCCCCCAGUCCGUGAAUGUACCUCCCAUGGAGGUGAUGUCAGACUUGGCUCUCUUACCAGGUGAAUCGUAGUGGCGGUUGAUUAUGAUGGUGGUCUGCCGGGUCCAAAGGUGGCUUAGACUAUUCCCUUGAUAUUUGACACUGAAGAAAUAUUUGUCAGACUAGAUGUUAAUCAUUUCUUCUGCUUUGCCCACAGCAGGUUAUCUGAGCUAGGGCAUGCUCAUUGGUUGAUUUAAAAACUGUUUUUGAAGUCCUGCUGUAUCCUUUGCUGUCUGUGAGGGAAGAGGAACGCUACAUAGCUGUAAUGCCCUGAGGAAAUCUUUUAAUGAUGCAUGAUUUGAGGACCUCUAAUUGUAUGACUGUGGUUCCCCCACUUCAGCUUCUUAAGUAAAUAUUUUGAGGUCUAAGUCUGUGUUUACUUUUACUCUACAUUUUAAUGUUUCAAUAAAUAGUUCAUGCAAUCAAUAAAAGGAGGCUGCACACUUGCACAAAAACAGAAGUUGAAUGCUGCUGCUGCUUUUUAAUUUAAGUUUUUUGUUUUGAAAGUGGAAGAAAGGGGGCUCCAUAUGUUUACUUUUCUAUUAGCUUGAACUUGGCCAUGUGCGCUCCCUACCUGACAUGGUGAAGAAGUGCAUUAAGUUACUUUGCUAAACCACCGUUUAUUCUCACAGACUUUUCAGAAAAUACUUGCUGGUUACUAGCCUUAAGGUCUGAGGCAAAAUUAAGGGAAGAACAACAGAAUUGUAUUGUUAAUCACAGUUCCAGGUUGUACAGCUAAAAUGUCAACCUAGCAGGUUUCAGGUUUCUAAAGUGCUGUGCCCUACCUGUACUGUGGGCUUCAGAUAGUCGCUUAACUUCCUGCCACUUGAAAAGUGAGAUAAUAUAGGUCCUGCAGUGUAUUCAAGUGUGAAGCUUAGCAGAAGUGUCAGCCUUGUAGAAGAUACUGUUCCCUGCACUCAGUAUUUAUACCUUCAUUAACAUGAACCUUUUAGCAUUUAACUGGGCACAUUCUCCUCCCUGUGUGGUUUUAGUUAAUUCCACUGAGGAGUAAACAAACUGACUCCUACUUGCUACAAUCCUGCAGCCAACUCUUAAAUUUCUUCUCUCCUUCAUCCCUAGUAAGGCAGUGCAAACACCAUUCUUUGACCAUGAGAAUGACUGGUUCACUGCAGCACUUUUAUUCCCCUGUCAAAGUCCAGCUAGCACAGUGACUGUUUCAUAACAGGUACAUGUGCAACACUGACACCUGUUACAGAGGAUAGAGUGCGACUUGUGGAAUAGUUGGCUGUGGGAUGUUCUACCUCUCCAUUAGGUCUUCUUCUCACUAGAACUGAGGUGUCCUGUGGUUUUAUAAUUUGUUAUUAAUAGCCGUGGAGAUUUCUGGUAUCCAUAUAAAUACCAUUGCUUUUUAAAACAUUUGUUAGGUUCUUGUUUUCAGCCUCCUACGACAGAAAGCUGUAAAGCUUCAUGAGCUCUUAAGUUUAUCCCCAGAUGGAUUUUGAACUCUUCUGUUGGAGCUUCUCUUCCACUGAGAGCAGCCUCUUGUCAGAUCCUGCAGACAGUAUGGAACAAGCAGUAAUCAUUGCUGCAAACUGCAGUUCAAAACCAAUACCACUUCAUGCUGAUGGCAGCAAAAUUGAAUUGUAGACGUUUCACACACUGCGUAUUCACUAAUCAUCCUAAAUUGAGUAUGCUGCCUAUUUGGCAUACCUACUGCUCACAGGGUGUUUAUUAAGCUGAAAAAGGACCACAUUCUUUGGCAUGGCAAUACAGAGCCGUUCAAUGUGUUCAAGCUUCUUUUAAGACUUCUAAGUGUUGACAGUACAGUAGGCUUUAUGGAUAUAUCAAGAUGGAGCUUUCAAUUAAACUGAUGUCUCAUACAGAAAUGAUUCUAUAAAAUAAAUAUUUACAUAUGUGAAAA
Molecule: messenger RNA, 3974 nt
Organism: Dromaius novaehollandiae (emu)
Lineage: Eukaryota; Metazoa; Chordata; Aves; Casuariiformes; Dromaiidae
Gene: RFNG
Product: RFNG O-fucosylpeptide 3-beta-N-acetylglucosaminyltransferase
Exons: 8
Coding region: 351-1436 (361 amino acids)
Biological process (GO): regulation of Notch signaling pathway
Cellular component (GO): membrane
Molecular function (GO): O-fucosylpeptide 3-beta-N-acetylglucosaminyltransferase activity
Source: RefSeq, a predicted model, not a curated record